Molecule: messenger RNA, 1609 nt
Organism: Diceros bicornis minor
Lineage: Eukaryota; Metazoa; Chordata; Mammalia; Perissodactyla; Rhinocerotidae
Gene: HHATL
Product: hedgehog acyltransferase like
Exons: 11
Coding region: 1-1515 (504 amino acids)
Biological process (GO): negative regulation of N-terminal protein palmitoylation
Cellular component (GO): endoplasmic reticulum
Molecular function (GO): acyltransferase activity
Source: RefSeq, a predicted model, not a curated record
AUGGGCAUCAAGACAUCAUUGCCUGCAGCGGAGCUGGGCCUAUACUCCCUGGUGUUGAGUGGGGCCCUGGCCUAUGCUGGCCGGGGCCUCCUCGAGGCUUCACAAGAUGGGGCCCACAGGAAGGCCUUCCGGGAGUCUGUGCGACCCGGCUGGGAGUACAUUGGCCGGAAGAUGGAUGUGGCUGACUUUGAGUGGGUGAUGUGGUUCACCUCCUUCCGCAAUGUCAUCAUCUUCGCCCUCUCUGGACAUGUGCUGUUUGCUAAAUUCUGCACGAUGGUUGCCCCCCAGCUCCGCUCCUGGAUGUAUGCUGUGUACGGGGCCCUGGCCGUGGUGGGCACUAUGGGCCCUUGGUACCUGCUGCUGCUGCUUGGCCAUUGUGUGGGUCUCUAUGUGGCCUCACUCUUGGGCCAGCCCUGGCUCUGUCUCAGCCUGGGCCUGGCCAGCCUUGCCUCCUUCAAGCUGGACCCCCUAAUCUCCUGGCAGAGCGGGUUUGUAACAGGCACUUUUGAUCUUCAAGAGGUGCUGUUUCAUGGGGGCAGCGGUUUCACAGUGCUACGUUGUACCAGCUUUGCGCUGGAGAGCUGUGCCCACCCCGAUCGCCGCUACUCCCUAGCCGACCUGCUCAAGUACAACUUCUACCUGCCUUUCUUCUUCUUCGGGCCCAUCAUGACCUUCGAUCGCUUCCACGCCCAGGUGAGCCUGGCGGAGCCGGUGAGGCGCGAGGGCGAGCUGUGGCGCAUCCGGGCCCAGGCGGGCCUCAGCGUGGUGGCCAUCAUUGCCGUGGACAUCUUCUUUCACUUCUUCUACAUCCUCACCAUCCCCAGUGACCUCAAGUUCGCCAACCGCCUCACGGACAGCGCCCUCGCUGGCCUAGCCUACUCAAACCUGGUGUACGACUGGGUGAAGGCGGCCGUCCUCUUCGGCGUCGUCAACACCGUGGCGCGCCUUGACCACUUGGACCCGCCCCAGCCUCCCAAGUGCAUCACAGCGCUCUACGUCUUCGCGGAAACGCACUUUGACAGAGGCAUCAACGACUGGCUUUGCAAGUACGUGUACAACCACAUUGGUGGGGAGCACUCCAAGGUGAUCCCAGAGCUGGGGGCCACUGUGGCCACAUUUUCCAUCACCACUCUGUGGCUCGGGCCUUGUGAUAUCGUCUACCUGUGGUCAUUCCUUAACUGCUUUGGCCUCAACUUUGAGCUCUGGGUGCAGAAGCUGGCAGAAUUGGGGCCGCUAGCGCAAAUUGAGGCCUCUCUGUCGGAGCAGACGUCCCGCAGGGUCCGGGCUGUCUUUGGGGCCAUGAACUUCUGGGCUAUCGUCACGUACAACCUUGUAAGCCUGAACAGCCUCGAGUUCACAGAGCUGGUCGUCCGGCGCCUGCUACUCACAGGGUUCCCCCAGACCACACUGGCUGUCCUGUUUGUCACCUACUGUGGUGUCCAGCUGGUGAAGGAGCGAGAGCGAACCCUGGCUCUGGAGGAGGAGCAGAAGCUGGACAAAGAGAAGCUGGAGUAGGUGGGAGGAGGAAGGGGGAGGGCUCUGCUCAGCUAUUCCUGGGCCCAGGCCCAGGCCAGGCCAGAUGGGGCCUGACUGAUAGAAUAAAAGACUU